Molecule: messenger RNA, 247 nt
Organism: Dentiscutata erythropus
Lineage: Eukaryota; Fungi; Glomeromycota; Glomeromycetes; Diversisporales; Gigasporaceae
Source: the annotation of a GenBank genome assembly
AUUUUUAUCUAAUAGAGCCUUAGAGGAAGCGAUUUCCAUUGAACGUUCCACACCUUUGCCUCUCGAAGCUCUUGAUUGUUUUAAAGUUAGAGGAUUAGAAAAGAAUUGGGCUGAAAUUACAAAAGAUGGGAGAGAAGAAGGGAUUACUCCCUUAGAACACCUUGCAAACCAUCUGAAACAAGCACAGUUUGAGAUAGAAACAAAAACAGACACAAAAGACGAGGACAUUGGCCAAGAAGAACAAUAA